AUGGCCCCCCAACUUUCGGAAGAUGAGAUCGAUGAUCUCAUCUAUUUCGCGCGAACUGGAGAAACUCAAGAUCUUUUUGAGUCCGUCGCGAGCUUAGCUGAGCGCGAGAAGGCUACUACUGCCGAAAUUCUGAUUGCAGCAAAGGACGAGAGCAACAAAUCCACAACGUUGCACAUGGCCACAGGAAACGGGCAUUUAGAGACGGUGCGCAAGCUUGUUGAGUCAUUUGAAGGAAGGCCCAAGGAGGAGAGACAGGCUUUUCUGGAUGAGCCCAACGAGCACGGCAACACCGGCCUGCAUUGGGCAGCGUUGGGCGGCCACAUCGACACAGUCAAGUACCUCGUCGAGCAGGGCGCCUCGCCUGCGCUGGCCAACGAGCGUAACUACGUGCCUCUGGAUCUGGCCUACUUCAACCAGCACGAGGACAUCGCUAACUACUUCCUCUCGUUCCUGCCAAGCCUUGAAAGCAAGAAUGAGGACUCUGGAUUGAGUGGGGCGGUCGAGACGGUUGACCUAGAAGAGAGUGACAAAGCGAAGGAUUCAUGA
Molecule: messenger RNA, 546 nt
Organism: Clonostachys rhizophaga
Lineage: Eukaryota; Fungi; Ascomycota; Sordariomycetes; Hypocreales; Bionectriaceae
Source: the annotation of a GenBank genome assembly